CCCCACCUCCUUUCAUAUUAAUCAUCCACAUCUGCUCGCUUUCUGAUUGGAGGACACGGAGAAGUAGGCGUGUCCAUUUCAAGAUCCUAAAACGUGAUUGGAUCUCGUCUGUUCUCGCCUCAGAGAUGGACGCGCUGGUGAGCCGCUCCACUGCGUCGGGUUCGGUUCUCCGUUCGUUCCGUUAACCGUUAUCUAACGUUACCUCAGCGUGUUUGAAUACAACAGACGCAGUUCGUCGUUUUCCAUCAUAGGAUCUCAAGCCAGCAGGAUGGCAGGCGCGGCGGGUGGCGGCAGGGGCUGUGUAACGCUCCGCGGCGCUCAGAUCCGGGACCUGCUGGACGCUAAACACAACGUGCUGUUCGACUGCGACGGCGUCAUCUGGAACGGAGAAACAGCCGUUACCGGAGCUCCGGAGGUGGUCAGUCUCCUGAAGCAGCGCGGCAAACGCGUGUUUUUCGUCACCAACAACUGCACCAGGCCGCGGGAGAACUACGUGCAGAAGUUCAGCCGCCUCGGUUUCACAGACGUCGCGGAGGAGGAGAUCUUCAGCUCGGCGUACUGCUCCGCCGCUUACCUGCGCGACGUGGCGCGGGUGCAGGGGAAGGUGUACGUGAUCGGCUGCGGUGGAGUGAUGAAGGAGCUGCGGGACGCCGGUGUGCCGGUGGCGGAGGAGGAGGACGCGGAGCCGGGCGCCAGCAUCUACACCUGCCCGCUGGACCCGGAUGUGAAGGCGGUGCUGGUGGGAUACGACGAGAACUUCACCUUCAUGAAGCUCGCUAAAGCCUGCUGCUACCUGAGGAGCCCCGAGUGUCUGUUCCUGGCCACUGACCCGGACCCCUGGCACCCGCUGAGAGGAGGCAGGGUCACCCCGGGGUCCGGCAGCCUCACGGCCGCUCUGGAGACGGCCAGCAGCAGGAAGGCCACGGUCAUCGGGAAGCCCAGCCGCUUCAUGUUCGACUGCAUCGCCAGUCAGUUCGAUGUGGACCCGGCGCGCUCGCUGAUGAUCGGAGACCGGCUGGAGACAGACGUUCUGUUCGGCAGUAACUGUGGCCUGACCACGGUGCUCACGCUGACCGGGGUCUCCACGCUGGAGGAGGCGCUCGUGUACAGAGACAGCCAGGAGCCGCAGCAGAAGGACUGCGCUCCUGAUUACGUGAUGGAGUCUGUGGCUGAUUUCCUGCAGGCUCUGGAUGAUUGACAGCUACAGCUUCACUCUCAACACGGACCGGUGACAUCAGCACAUCAGUAAUCACCGUCUGACACCAGACGCUCGGCUCCACUGAGAAUAAAUGAUCACACAAUUAGACUUCAAUAUAUUUCUACCCUUCUAUUUUGGAAAGGUAAUUAUAUUUAAGGGGGUUUUAUUUUUUCCACAUAAAUUUUAAAGUGGUUUUUUUUUUCAAAAAUUCAAAAAUUGGAUUCAAAAUUUUUCAGAAUUUAUUAGUUUAUAGUUCCAUAAUUUUCUAUGAAGAAGAUAUAAAAUAUUAAGAAAAUAUUCAGUAAUCACUGUCUGACACCAGACGCUCUGCUCCAGUGUAAUUAAAUCAAUGACAGAAUUUUACGUAAAUAUGUCUUCCCUUUUAUUUUAUUUUUUAAAGGUAAUAUUUAAGGGUUUUAAUUAUUUAUUUUCCCAUUCUUUUUUUUAAUUAUUUUGCUUUAAUAAAUUCAUGAACAUUUUUUAAUCCUCUUAAAUAGUUUUUAAUAAAAUAUCAAAUAAAAUAUUUAGGAAAUAUUCAAUAAUGAAAAAGAGUCCCCAUAGAUAUAAUUACUUAUCCAUAAUAUAACCAAUUCCAAAAAAAAAAAAAAAAUUAAUGCGAAGAAGAUUAGUCUUUUUUAAAUUUUAGAUUAUCUUAUAUUGUUAAAUAAGAUAUAAUAUUAAAUUAUAAAAUAACAAAUAAAUGAAAAAAGUAAAUCGACUUAAAUACUUUUACCUUUUAAUAAUAAAAUAACACAAAAUAAAAUAUUAAGCGAUUAUAAAACAAUAGAAGAACAUAUGAAAAAAUAAUGAAAUAAAUGUAAAUCCCCUUAAAUAUAAUUACCUUUUAAAAAUAAAAUAAUACAAAAUUAAAUAAAACAUCCCCUAAAAUACCUUUUAGCAAUACAAACAAGUAUAAAAUAUUUUAUUUUGAGUAAUUUUAUUUUUGAAAGGUGAUUAUAUUUUAAUUAAUUCAUAAAUCUUAUUUUAUUCAAAGCUAAUAAAAAAUACAGUCCCCUUAAAAAAAAAACCCAUCAUCUGUCAAAUGAAUCUCACAGUUCAUGCAGCUCCUCAGAUAAGAUUCAUUUAUGCAUCACAUGCUUUCAACAGACAAAGAGCCGUUUAUUAAAGAAGAUGAACUUGAAUAUGAAUGUGACUUCUUUCAAAGGGGGUAAAUCGGGUCGGAUGCUGUCAGUCUCCAGAAAGACACGCAGUCUUUGGAAAGCAUUCGUCCAUGAGACGAGCUCUGUAUGAAGCGACUGCAGGAGGCUUUCUUAAUGACACUCAUCCUGAUCCUCUUUCACUGAGUGGAAGGAUUGUGAGAAUAUUCUGCUCAAACUCCUUUGUGUCCCAAAGAAGAAAUAAAUUCAUCCGAGUUUGGAGUCUGAGUAAAUGAUGACAGAAAUCUGCUUGUAUAUCCCCUUUUACUUGAUUUUCAAUUAAAUUAAAAAAAUUUUUUCUUGAAAGGUGUUUUUCAUUUCGUUCAUUUUUAUUUUAUAUUUUAUUUUAUUAUGUGUUUUUUUAUUAUUAAAAGGUAAUGAAAUUUUAGGGUAUUGUUUGUUUUAUUUUAUUGAAAUCGAAUAAAUUUUUGUUUUAUAUUUAUGUAUCUAUAUAUAUUUAGGGUAAUAAUAUUUAAGGGGGUUUUAUUUUUAUUUUUUUCCCAAUUUUCUUUUUUUUAUGUAUGAAUUUAUGGUAUGUAUGUUUGUAUUUAUUAUUAUUAUUUUUUGUUAUUAAAAGGUUAUUCCAUUUUAGAUUAUAUUUCUCGUGUGUUUUUUUUUUUUAUUGUCGAAAUUUAAUAAAUACGUUUAGUAUCAAUUGACUAUUACCCUUAAAUUUGAUUUGACUUUUGAAAGGUAAUAAUGCUAAGUGGAUUUUAUUGUACAUCAAUAAUUUGAUUUAAUGUUUCAUUAAUAUUUUACAACAAAUAAAAAAACUAAGGAAGUGUAAAAUAAAAGUCCCUGAAAAUGUUUUUUUUUUUUUUUUUUAAAUGAAAUUAACUAGUUAAAUAGAGUUUGAUCUGUAGCAGUAUGUGGUCCUUUAAAGUGCUGCUGACGCUGAGACUGUGGAGAAAUCAGACGAUCAGUGUUUGAUUAAGCAGCUUCUGUGUUAAUGAUUGACUGCUUUAUUUUCAGCGUGCAGCUUCAUUCUUCCUCAAAAGCUGGUCAGAAGACAAUCGAGUUCCUUUCCUUGAUCCUAGCAUGAGUUUCUGAUGGUGAAGUUAACAGCAUUGGUGAUUAGUUAAGUCUAUUAAAAGCACUGUGCCAGUUGAAAUCUCUACUUAGUAAUGGGGCUGUUCUUUUUAUUUGCCAACCACUGUUUGUGUAUUUAUUUUGAAUCAUUUGAGAUUUGACACUUGUUUGCUGUUUGUUUCACCUUUAUUAACAAAAGUGACCUUUUGGACCGGAGUAGUUGAUAUUUGAGAGCCGUGUGUUAUUCAUGUGGUUCGUCUUCAUACAUGAAGCUCAAAACCUUGAAAUAUGAAACCUCUGCAAAUCAAAUGUGCCAAAAUGAUCCCGCGUGAAACCACUGAAUGUGAACCUGCAUGUAUGAAAUCAUAUUGUGUUUUUGAUUCUGGUCAGUCAACCGUUCAUUAAAAACUGGAGCGUUUUAUUCUGAAAACGA
Molecule: messenger RNA, 3817 nt
Organism: Carassius gibelio (silver crucian carp)
Lineage: Eukaryota; Metazoa; Chordata; Actinopteri; Cypriniformes; Cyprinidae
Gene: pdxp
Product: pyridoxal (pyridoxine, vitamin B6) phosphatase
Exons: 2
Coding region: 269-1198 (309 amino acids)
Cellular component (GO): cytoplasm
Molecular function (GO): phosphatase activity
Source: RefSeq, a predicted model, not a curated record